AUGGCGGAGGCGCCAGAGGGAUCCGGGCGGCGCGGCAAGAGAGCGGGGACCGGGACCGAGGAACCGGCGGAGGCGGAGCCCGAACGGGACAGGCGGCCGCGGAGGAGCUUCCAGCCGGCGGCGGAGUCUCGGGGAACCACCGUCCUGCACGAAACCAUCAGCACCCGUCCGCAGCCCCUGCCAGCGAGGUACUUCGACACCAAGACAACAGAGCCCAUCAGCUUCUUCUUGUCUGGCCUGGAGGAGCUGCUGUCCUGGCAGCCAGACCCCAACGAUGAGUUCAACGUCUCCACUGUGCCACUAGCAAAGCGCCAGCCCCCGCUCCACACCAAGAGGCCCCGGACACUAGUGUGCCAUGACAUGCGUGGCGGGUACCUGGAGGACAGGUUCAUCCAGGGCUCAGCCACACGUAACCCCUAUGUCUUCUACCACUGGCGGUACAUUGACAUCUUCGUCUACUUCAGCCACCACACUGUCACCAUUCCACCCGUGUGCUGGACCAAUGCGGCGCACAGGAACGGCGUCCCCAUGCUGGGCACAUUCAUCACGGAGUGGAUGGAUGGGGGGAAGCUGUGCGAGGCAUUCCUGGCCAGUGGAGAGGAGGCGUACAGCGCUGUGAGCCAGCAACUGGCCCGCAUCGCCCAGCACUACCGCUUUGAUGGCUGGCUGAUCAACAUAGAGAACCCACUGAGUGCAGCAGCGGUGCAGAACCUGCCCCACUUCCUACGGCACCUCACGGCGCAGGUGCACCAUGCUGUGCCGGGGGGGCUGGUGAUCUGGUAUGACAGUGUCCUGCAGAACGGCUCACUGACAUGGCAGAACGAGCUGAACAGGCAGAACAGCGUGUUCUUUGAUGCCUGUGACGGGCUGUUUACCAACUACAACUGGAAGGAGGAACACCUGGAGCGCACACGCAGGAUGGCUGGGCCACGCCACGCUGAUGUCUAUGUUGGUGUUGAUGUUUUUGCCCGUGGGGAUGUGAUUGGUGGUGGCUUAGACACUUACAAGUCCCUGCGCCUGAUCCGCCAGCACAGCCUCUCCGCAGCCAUCUUUGCUCCUGGAUGGGUCUAUGAGCACCUGGGGGAGGAAAACUUCCUUCACAAUGAGAACAAGUUCUGGGCCUUGCUGGCUGAGUACCUGAACACACACAGUAUCUGCACCCUGCCCCUUGCCACCUCCUUCAGCCUGGGUGCAGGCACCAGCAGGUUUCUGGAUGGGAAGGAGGAAGAAUCCGGGCCGUGGUACAACCUGAGUGCACAGGAGAUCCAGCCCCUCUACCCGGAGCAUGAGGGUUGGCUGAGCACCAGCUGCUGCUUGCAGGACGCCUGGUGUGGGGGCAGCUCCCUGAAGGUGCACGGGAAAAUCCCCCCUGGCGAGGAUCACGUAGCCACCCGCCUUUUCUCUUUCCAGAUGCCGGCGCCCCCCAAGCUCUUCCUGACCCUGCUCUACAAGCUGGAGGGGCCGCACGCCGAGGAGCUCUCUGUUGCGCUGGAGCUCACCACCUGGGACUCGAGUACCUGCCAUGCGGACGUCACCUCCCUGCCUGAACCCAACGGCCGGCACCAUCCCCGGUUCCUCCCGAAGCCGCCGCCCGGCCUCGCCAAGCUGCUCGCCGCUUACCACCGUGGCUCCCACGGCUGGACCAGCCGGUGCUACGAGCUGGACCUGCAGAACUGCGGUCUGCGAGACCUGUCCCUCCUGGUGUCCCGCCACCAGCCCAGCCCGCAGGACACUCCCUUCACCUGCCUCCUCGGGGAGGUGCGGGUGCUGGACGCGGCCAGCGUGGCGGCCGCCCCGCCGGAGGUGCAGAACCUGUCGGCCUCGCAGCUCUGGUGGCAGGAGGGCCCCGGGCCGGGGCAGCUCUCGCUCAGCCUCACCCUGCGCUGGGCUUUCCCGCCCGGACGGGGCAGCUGCUUCCGUCUUCUCAGCCAGGGCGCCCGCUGCCGCCGGGACCAGACGCCGGUGCAGUUCCUAGGGCUGGCUCACGGCUGCUUGUACCGCGCCGUAGGGUUGCUGGUGCCGCGGCCGGAGGCCGGGCAAUCCUGCCGGCUGGAGCUGCUGGUGGAACCGGUGCUGCGCGACGAGCUGCCCGUGGACCCCGAGCGCUGGGGCCGGCUGGUGCUGGUCUACUCCGAACCGGCCGGCGGAACCAACUGGGACGGGCGUUAAAGCCCUCCCUGGGGGGAAACGCUGAGGGGCUGCCCAGGGACCUUCCAGCUCCUGCAGUUCUCGCUGCCUGCAAGCUGCCUGCACCCGCACCCAGGCUGGGGGCGGGAGGGGAAUGCCACGAGAUCACCCCCAGCACCGCAUCUGCUCUCCGUGGAGACCAGCCCCGAGGAGCAGCCCAGCCCACGCAGCCGCUGUGCCCGUCCCCUGCGGACCCACCUCAGCAGAGCCCGGCCCCCUGCCCCUCCCCGGGGUUGGCAGGCGGCGGCUGCGCCCGAGCUUCUGCCGAGGAGAGAAAAAUUAUAGCAGCAAUUAUUUUCUCACAGUCUGGUGCACAAGCAAUUAGCAGGCAGGGAGGCAGGAGAGCACGUUGCACAGCAGGGUCACCCAGCCCCGACCCCCCCAGCAUCCACCCCAGUCCCACCAACAAUGCUGGCUCCCGAUCAGGAAAAUUAAUAUGUCAGCAGUUAAGCUGCUGCUUCUCCGUUGGGGGACUCGUUCAGAAAUGAAUUACCUGACGGUUUGAAAAACGACAGGCGUGGUGCAGCCAGGGGAGAGCUCCUGCCACGCCAGCACCCCACUCCUUUGAUACGGUGAGGCUGGGGUCCAAGUGGACCCCCCCUCAUCUGCUGCAGGCUGAAGCCUCCUGCCCAGAGGUGUGCCAGGACAGCCAGGGCCACCAGGACAGCCUUGGCCCUACUCACCAGUCAAAACGUGAGUCGCCCUGGUUGAAGAAAGAAAUCUUUAUUAAUAAUUUCAAUAAUAAUAAUAAUC
Molecule: messenger RNA, 2940 nt
Organism: Calypte anna (Anna's hummingbird)
Lineage: Eukaryota; Metazoa; Chordata; Aves; Apodiformes; Trochilidae
Gene: ENGASE
Product: endo-beta-N-acetylglucosaminidase
Exons: 15
Coding region: 1-2169 (722 amino acids)
Biological process (GO): protein deglycosylation
Cellular component (GO): cytoplasm
Molecular function (GO): mannosyl-glycoprotein endo-beta-N-acetylglucosaminidase activity
Source: RefSeq, a predicted model, not a curated record